AUGAUCACGCUGGGAAGUAGUAAAAUAAAGAGCAAGUGCUAUUCUCUCUGGCUAACUUUUAUUUUGUCCCUGAUAUCACUGAGUAUCCUAACCGGUGCUAACUUAACCAAGGAACAAAAACAGCAACUACCUCAUGGACUUCGUAGUUAUCACUUAUUUAAACCCGAAGUAACUAUUAAUGGAGGAAAAUAUCAGUGGCCAAUUGUAUCGCCAAAUGCAUCAGUCGAUAUAAAUCUAAAUGGUGAAAAACUAACGCUAGAUUUACAACGUAAUGAUGGAUUAGUCGACCACCAUUUUCACCAUACCUAUCAAGUUACAGGCCAAAUGCGUCGCCAACGAGGCUUAACACAACCAUUUUGCUACUAUCAUGGACAAAUUCGCCAAACCGCAAAAGCUAAGGAUUCACUGGAUCACGUUGCUGUCACCGCUUGUCGCGGUAUUAAAGGAAUAUUUCACUAUCAUGGUCAUGAUUACGCCAUAAUACCUCUAGAUGACCAAUUACACGCUACCUAUCGUAUCAAAGAUCAAAAAGAUCAAAGUAGUAGUCAUCUUAAGGAAUUCCGCUGUGCUAGUAAGAUUGCAAAAUUAAAUCCGGAAACUGAGAAAUGGCUUGAAGAUAGGAAAGCAUUACAUUUACGUCGUCGACGCGAUGUUUUCACUGAAACUAAGUAUGUAGAAUUAGUAUUAGUUAAUGAUAAGCGAUCAUUCGAUUUCUUGAAAGGUAAUUUAACCGUUGUGGAGACUCGUUCCAUUCAGUUAACUAUGAUUGCUGACAACGUGCUCGACUGCGCUGUAAAAUAUUGUGUUGGUCUUUCAUCACAAGUAGCUAAUAUCGUCGAUUUAAGAUAUAAGUCAAUCAACGUACGCGUUGCCCUGAUGAGUUUAGUUACAUGGAGUGAAACUGAUAAAAUACUGGUUACAUCAAAUGCCUCUGCUACUUUAAGCAGGUUCGCCAAUUACUCAAAUGUUGUUUUGAAGAAAUCCAAUCCAUAUGAUAACGCACAACUACUUACAGGUGUUAGUCUCACUAAUAAAAUUGGUAUCGGCUAUCUUUCAACUAUGUGUUUACCUAAUUCAGUAGGAAUGGUCGAAAAUACACUAAAUGUGGAAGGUGUAGCUACAAUCAUGGCACACGAAAUGGGCCAUAAUUUUGGCAUGAAUCAUGAUACGGGCAGAAUAUGUUCUUGCCCUAAUAUGCCAGUAGGAGUUACAUCAUGUAUUAUGGAAGCAGCAUUGCAUUCACCUUACCCGCAAGCAUUCUCUAGCUGUAGCGUCGCAGACUUAUUUAAAAGUUUAUAUGAAGGACUCGGAUCAUGUCUCUUUAAUGUUCCUACAAAACUAUACACAAAUCCAGUUUGUGGAAAUGGUUUUAAGGAAUCGGGCGAGGAAUGUGACUGCGGAAGCGUAAGAGAAUGUAAGGAUCGUUGCUGCAAUGCAGCAACAUGUAAACUGCAAUCGUUUGCUGAAUGCGCCUCCGGAUCGUGCUGUGCAAAUUGUAAAUUCAAGGCUAGAUCAACGUUAUGUCGCAAAGCUACAAAUGAUUGUGAUUUACCAGAAUACUGUAGUGGAACAUCAGCAGAUUGUCCUGCAAAUGUCGUCAAGCAAUCAUCGCUAACAUGUGGUAAUGGUGCCGGUUAUUGCUACAAUGGAGCUUGCCUCACUACUAACGCACAAUGCCAAACCUUAUGGGGCCCCACUGGAAAGACAGCUCCUCAGAUCUGUUGGGAUAACCUCAAUAAAAUGGGAAAUGAAAGUGGCUUUUGUAAGAAAACCGAUGCUGGACAGUUUAUCGCUUGCACCGCUAGCAAUGUUCAAUGUGGUAAACUCCAUUGUGAUUCGCAAGCCAUUAGGCCCGUGAUUGGUAAUAGCUGGAAUCUUUCAAUAGCUGCUUUUGUUUCUAGGCCUGGAAAGUUAACUAUAUGCAAGAGCAUUUCUGGGAACUUGGGAUCAGACAUCCCAGACCCAGGGAUUGUUCUGGAAGGAACCAAAUGUGGAGACAAAAAAAUUUGUUUCGAUAAUGAAUGUCGCAAUAUUAAUUCCGUUAUCAACAUUAAGCAGUGCAACCCUAUUGAUUGCUCCAAUCAUGGGAUUUGCAAUAGUAACGGAAACUGUCACUGUGACAAUGGUUACGCUCCACCAUCAUGUAAUCAACCUGGCAACGGGGGCAGUAUUGAUAGCCAUGACCAUAAUACCUUACCGACCGCAACCUCAGCACCAACAUCUAGUACAACGCCAACCUCUUCAGUGAACGGAAAUAGUACAAUAUUGACAGUAACAAAAGAUCAUGAAAUUUCUCGUGCUAUGAGAAGCAGCUAUAACAUUCUAUUCAUCGUGUUACUUGUAAAGAUUGCAUUUUGGCAUUCUUAAAUGGUUUCUCUAACAUUAGUUAUAUUUAGUUUCU
Messenger RNA from Trichoplax adhaerens, 2401 nucleotides. RefSeq lists its product as uncharacterized. Bases 1 to 2367 code for a protein of 788 amino acids. Gene Ontology annotation, molecular function: metalloendopeptidase activity. Gene Ontology annotation, biological process: proteolysis. The record is from RefSeq and is a predicted model, not a curated record. The transcript has 8 exons. Lineage: Eukaryota; Metazoa; Placozoa; Uniplacotomia; Trichoplacea; Trichoplacidae.